AUGGUUUCUGGUAAUCGGCCUUACCGUGGAGGCGCGGUACGUGGCUACGGCGAGCGACAGCGGAUACGGCGGGCUCGACCGAUCCGUGCUCGACGGACAGCGGCGGCGGACGACUGCGGCUGCGCGGGCGGCGGCGGCUGUGGCAACGACGACCGUGGUGGACUGCCAUGCGACGCGUCCGUGCUCCCCGACUGCCUCGACCGGUCUGUGCUCGGCGGACGGCGGCGGCAGGCUGCGGCGGUCGAUUGCUGCUGCGCGGGCUGCUGGGGUGUGGUGGAGGAGAAGGCCUGUCCACCGCGCGAGCCCGCUGGGAGAGGUGCUCGCCCGCGCCGGCCGCAAGCUCACUCUGGUGACACCGCGCCGGCCGGUGACCGUUGUCUCCCCCGGCUAAGCUACCAUCGUCGGAAAGGAGACAUGCAUGAAGUUGAUGAAUCACUGCGAGAAAUAUGCCAUCUUUAUGAUGCCGCGCAAGUAGAUUAUGAUGAAGAGAAGCAUCCAAUAGAACCAAGGAUUACCUCUUUUGAAGAGGGUGCAAUUUUCUUCCACUUAUACGGGAACACUUGCCAUCGGCUGCUGAAGAAAUUGAAUCAGAUAUUAUUUGUAUUGUGAGCAUUUGUUUGAACUGGGUGGUACAUGCCAUUUUGAUUUGGU
This is a messenger RNA of Oryza brachyantha (malo sina), 651 nucleotides long. RefSeq lists its product as uncharacterized. The transcript has 4 exons. Bases 1 to 609 code for a protein of 202 amino acids. The record is from RefSeq and is a predicted model, not a curated record. Lineage: Eukaryota; Viridiplantae; Streptophyta; Magnoliopsida; Poales; Poaceae.